Xenia sp. Carnegie-2017 is the source of this 2227-nucleotide messenger RNA. RefSeq names its product G-protein coupled receptor 161-like. Bases 734 to 1858 code for a protein of 374 amino acids. Gene Ontology annotation, biological process: G protein-coupled receptor signaling pathway. Gene Ontology annotation, cellular component: membrane. Gene Ontology annotation, molecular function: G protein-coupled receptor activity. Lineage: Eukaryota; Metazoa; Cnidaria; Anthozoa; Malacalcyonacea; Xeniidae. The record is from RefSeq and is a predicted model, not a curated record. The transcript is spliced from 2 exons.
CAAACGCUGGUGUUGAAUUUUUGACACCGUGAGCUUAGAACUGGUUGCAACUGAAAGUUCAAAAUGAUUUCACGGUGAAAAUUCGCUCCUCAAAAUUCACUCGAGAUUUUCUACGUUAGAAUGAACCCGAGUGAUUGCUUUCUUUUACGCUUGUUUUUUUUUACUUUCAUGCUUUUCUGAGCACAUUGAUGGUUUAGUUAACGAAGCGCAGCCAAGCAUUCUCGCCACCCGAUCAAAGUAUUUCAUGGCUUGCCUCGAAACUGAAAGCGUGACAGAGAAUUUCACUUCUAUUGUAUUGACGAUGUAGGAGCGACUGAUAUACAGGUAUUUUAAUCAAGUCAAUGAGUAUAUCUCCGACAAAAUUUUUAAAAUCCUGAUUAAAAUGAAAUUUCCUAUCAUUCUUCCUCCCUUCAUAAGUCGGUUCCCAGUGGUUCUUCUCAUAAUUUAAUUACUGGCAACUAAUUUAUUCAUUAUUGACUUAAGCUUGUUGAUUGUAGACAUAAGCGUAGUUAUGUGCUUCGAAAUGUAAAUAAACCCGCUUAUGGUCUGUACUUAUUCAUGUUUCCUCUUCGUUUGCUAACUUGCCAACAGUCUUCAAACGUUCAUCUUGUGGAAAAGGCUUUCGGCACGCAAUCUUUGACGGUUUUUAAAAGGAAACAAAGAACGACGAGAUAGGAAUUCGUUUUUUAAAAGUUUCAUUGAGAACAGUUAUUGAAGAUUUUAGAAACUUUUCAUGAUGGAUCAACUCUUCAAGCGUAACCAAAGCGACCUCAUUCUUCUUGAAGUGUCGUCUCAAGAUCGAUCGUUGAGAAAUGAGGCUGAAAGGUCAAUUGAAACUCUGAUACUAUCUCUCACGUUGCUGUUGACUAUUUAUGGAAAUGCUAGUGUUGUCUUUGUACUCGUGAGGAACUUCACUCUGAAAAACGUCCCGAACAUGCUUCUCUUCUAUCUGACCAUGGUAAACCUUCUUAUUGCUAUUUUAAACAUGCCAUUUGCUCUCGUUUCUACCGCUGUUGAUUCAUGGAUUUUUGAUGAAACUUGGUGUGUGUUGUCUGCAUUUCUAAAUCAGUUCCUAUUGUCGACAUCAAAUGGCCUGAUUACCGUGGUGGCCGUGUAUCGUUAUCAGGCUAUCGCAAACACCUUCUCUGCACAGAUUACUAUCAGAGGGGCGAAGUGGAUGGUCUCUUUUGCGAUACUUCAUUCAUUUGUAUUUUCUAUACUCCCUGUUUUCGGCUGGAAUUUAUACCUGUACUCUAAUGCAAAGGGAUUCUGUACACUUUCUUGGUCAGCUGGCGGAAGUGGAUUGAUAUAUACCAUCAUGGUCGUGCUAUGCACAUUUAUUGGACCAUUUAUUGCUAUUGUCUAUAUGUACAUAAGGAUUGGCGUUCUGACGCGAUAUAAUACGAAAGAAAUCCUAAAUCCUAAAUCCUUAUUUUUACCAUCCUCAAGAAAGAUUCAACAAAAUGACGAUCACAAACGCUAUGGUUUUAAAGACGAUGGACAUAAAGGAAUCACAAGACGACCACGUGAAACGCAGACCGUUGGGAAACGUCAUAUUUCAGGCUCACGUGAUUCCAUUGUCGAAUCAAAAACUUUAUGUAGCGUUUCUUUUGUCAUAGUAACAUUUGGUUUAUUAUUAGCUCCUUAUUACGUCGUAAACAUGGCUUCGGCUUUCUCCCAAGAUUCUUUGUCACCGAAAGUGGAUUUUGUAGUAGCAUGGUUGCAGUAUUGUCAUUCGCCUAUUGUAGCAGUUGUCUAUGGGUAUAAUAACCGACGAAUCAAAACAUUCCUUAAGCAGUUGCCAUGGUGGCCUAGCUUCUCCAAAUCUGGCGAUGAAAUUUGCCAAAGCUCGCUUUAGUACAAUGCAUCAAUCACACUACGCUCAUUUCUACAAUCGAAUCGAAGCAUAACUAAAUACGCAUGAUCCGACAUAAUGCUUUUUGACCACAGGCCACCGAAAGACUGGGCAGAUUUGAAGACGCAUUUCGCCAACCUUAAUGGGCCCCCGAUUCGAGGGAGGACCUAAAACUAAAACAAUAUUUGUUAUUAUAACGUACAUUCACAAGUCUUAUUAAGGUUUCUAUAUUGCUUUUCAAGCUUUGUGCCUUGUAGUCACAGAUAUUUAAAAUGAUGACGACAAUGGCAUGGGCCACUGGAGAAAACUCAGGACCUAAAAUUUCUCUCUACAUUUAUGUCUUCAAAUAUAAUGCAAUGUAUCUCGUUUGUA